Messenger RNA from Penicillium brevicompactum, 1677 nucleotides. Its product is annotated as KilA-N domain-containing protein. The transcript has 4 exons. Gene Ontology annotation, cellular component: nucleus. NCBI's taxonomy places the organism in Eukaryota, Fungi, Ascomycota, Eurotiomycetes, Eurotiales, Aspergillaceae. Gene Ontology annotation, biological process: positive regulation of transcription by RNA polymerase II. Gene Ontology annotation, molecular function: DNA-binding transcription factor activity; sequence-specific DNA binding. The record is from RefSeq and is a predicted model, not a curated record. Bases 1 to 1677 code for a protein of 558 amino acids.
AUGAUUCUGAUGACUCUUCGCUCACUGACACGCCGGACACCUUUCCCACGUCCGACGUUCCGCAUAUCUCCUCUAUUUUCGAACCCCGUUUCUCUUGCAACCGAAAAACUGGAGCUGCCGUCGAUUUCGCAGGUCCACACCCGCGGUCCUGCUGACAUCCCCUGGUACAACCAUCACGCGGCGGAAAGACCGUUAUUGUCCGGCGACAAACUCCCCGCGCUCAGCCUACCGACAGCCACCCAGGGCCUCUCCCGACCCGCCUAUCACGAUCCAUCUGUGACCAAUUCCAAUCGCACAAGUCUGUCUGGUGCCUCCGUCCCGAACGAGCCCAGGAGCCCGCCUGCGGACCUAUCUGGGACCCAGGGCCGGCUUUCGCUAGACUCCUCUGAAUACAGUAUCCCACCCUCGGUGAACGACGGAUACUAUCCCAGCCCGACCUCUCUCGGCAGCAUGAACCAAGCCCCCUACAUGGACGUCCACCCUUCGCACAUGUCUUCUGCUCAAUCAUACGCUCCCCAGGGCGCUACCGCAGGCGCUAUGUCCCACUACUCGUACCACCCACAACCGCCAGUGAUGCAGCCGGCGUCGUCUUAUCCGCCGGCCGGUUAUCCCCAGUAUGGAUACAAUGGCGUAACUUCCCCUCCGACAGGACACCCACCUAGCACCAUGGGCGGUCAGAUGCCCGCACAGCUGCUUCCUCUGCCUGGUAAGCUUCACGGCCAAAACGUUGACGACUAUUCUGAUCGUUACCAAGUGAACAAUCACGGCGUGGCUCCUGCAGGUGGGUAUGGGAACACUACCGGGGCUCCCCUCCAAGGCUAUGUUUUCGAUCCCACAGGCCAAGUGGCACCUCCCGGUGCUAAGCCCCGAGUGACAGCCACUCUGUGGGAAGAUGAGGGCAGUCUCUGCUACCAGGUGGAAGCAAAGGGAGUUUGCGUGGCGCGACGAGAAGAUAACCACAUGAUCAACGGUACCAAGCUGCUUAACGUGGCUGGUAUGACCCGUGGACGACGAGAUGGAAUUCUGAAAAGCGAGAAGCUUCGCCACGUUGUGAAGAUCGGUCCGAUGCACCUAAAGGGUGUCUGGAUCCCAUUCGAGCGCGCCAUGGAAUUCGCCAACAAGGAGAAGAUCACUGAUCUCCUCUACCCGCUCUUUGUGCACAACAUUGGUGGCCUUCUCUACCACCCGGCUAACCAAACCCGAACGAACAUGGUCGUGCAAGAGUCUGCCAAUCGACGCCUGGAAGGCCCUCCACCGGGGCCGCAACGCACACCCUCAGGUCCUCAGCAUCCCCCAGGCCUGCACCACCCCGCUCUUCAAACCCCCAUGUCAUCGCACAUGUCUCAGGCUCCGAUGAGCGGUCCACCGGGUUCUCGCCCAGGCCUCGAGCGUGCUAAUACAUUCCCAACCCCACCUGCCAGCGCAUCCAGCAUAAUGGGUGUGCCCAACCAAGGCAGUUCAUACGACUGGAGUGGUCAAGUGCCCCCAACCCAGCCUCUGUCCAUUGACACCUCAUUGAGCAACCAGCGAUCAAUGCCCACGACUCCCGCGACGACUCCACCUGGCAGCAACAUGCAGGGCCUGCCCUCCUACCAAGCCCAAGGCUAUGACAGCAGCAAGCCCUACUAUUCCGCCGCCCCGCAAUCUCACCCCCAAUACGCCCCUCACACCCCCUGA